AUGCCAGCAAUUGCUCCUCCAGAGAGGCCUGAGCUGGAUGAGCUGGCAGCGGCCGAAGUUGUGGCACUGGCACUAACAGCCAGUGCUGUUGUUGCGCUAGUAGUAGUCGUUGUUGAUGAAGAUGAGGUUGAAAGUGUGCUGCUGCCUGAUGUUAUUGUUGAAGAUGUUGCUGAUACGGAGGAUGCAUCGGCGGUCGCUGGCGCGGUUGCAAUAGUGCCUGUUACAGUGGUUGUUGCUAACAAAGCACAUGUGCCAUCAGCUGCGCAAUAG
This is a messenger RNA of Talaromyces amestolkiae, 270 nucleotides long. RefSeq lists its product as uncharacterized. The record is from RefSeq and is a predicted model, not a curated record. The transcript has a single exon. Bases 1 to 270 code for a protein of 89 amino acids. Lineage: Eukaryota; Fungi; Ascomycota; Eurotiomycetes; Eurotiales; Trichocomaceae.